This is a messenger RNA of Suillus clintonianus, 1261 nucleotides long. RefSeq lists its product as uncharacterized. The transcript has 5 exons. Bases 124 to 897 code for a protein of 257 amino acids. The record is from RefSeq and is a predicted model, not a curated record. NCBI's taxonomy places the organism in Eukaryota, Fungi, Basidiomycota, Agaricomycetes, Boletales, Suillaceae.
AGCCUGAGCUGUGGUGUGCCUUGCACACUAGGACACGGGAAAAAUUUCAUCACAGAAUUUCCAUGCAAGGACAGUUAGGCGUCAAUCCAGGGACCAGUAUCCUGGGCCUGAUAGAAGUUGGACAUGCUUCACACUAGACGUAAAUUACUUCAUCCUCUUCCAUCAUAUAUGUGUUCUGCUGACUAUGACAGUCGGAAGACGAACUCAUCCGAGAUGACCUGCCCGGAGCCCUCAAAUAUCAUCUUAGGAAGGGUCUUGAAGUUUGACCAGAGCUGGGACCGAGCUGGGACCGAAAUUAUUUUCAGUGGUCACAUAGUAAUCGCGCAGGGUGCUAUCGAUGAGAUACCAAGCAUGGACGGACCCAAAAUUUCACGUACGAAGCAACACAAGCCCAUCCCCGUUCGAUGGCGACCCCCUACAUCAACUUUCCCGCUUUUUAUCUUCCGCAUGAUGUGCUUUUGCUUGACGUUUCACUGGGAUUUGAAUUUCAUGUGGGAAAUCUUCCGAGAGCCUCAGGGUUGGGAAGACUUCCAUGUUCAAUACCUCUCUCAAAUCAAUCAAUUGAGUACUGUGCAAGGAUUGGUCCUUACGACUGUCGCAGUCUUUAUCUCCACUCCGCCGCCUGUGAAACAGAUCGAUUACACAGCUUAUGGACCAUAUACACUCCUAUCAGAGUCAUUAGUGUUCUCAUUGUUCGGUCUGCUAUUCCAGCUUUAUAUCUCUGUGAUUGGGCAGAGUUAUCAGAAGCGGAAAACUUUCAAGGCAUUGAAGAAAAAUCGAUGGCUAUUUCUAUGCCAUAUCAUCAUUCUCUCAAUUCCGGUCUAUGUAUUUGGCAUAUCUCUACUGCUGCUCCUAUUCGGUGAGUUUUUGUCCUCUUCCAGACCAUAUUAUGCCUGACCAGCGCACCUUCACCAGCAAUCUCUGUGACGGGCUUCCUGUCCUCUUCGACUUCAGCUCAGAUUUUCACCGGAGCAACUUUCGCCCUGCUUUGCGUGUGUCUGCUUGCUUCUAUCAUCCCGUCGCCAUUCUAUUCGCGACUUUAUGUGAUGUUGUGGGGGUCGAGAGGGCCGAGAGACUUAGGUGAUGACGACGACGACGACGACCACGAGUUGGAGGAGUCUCGUGAGAAGACGGUGGCGGGAGGCACUGCAUGAGGUUCAUUUCAAGACGUCUUCUCCUUGAUGUACCCGUCCUGAUGUUCACCUCACGUAAUGUCUUGGAUCAUCAUCUGAAGAUCAAACUGUUACAACAAUGACUUGUA